CCUCGCGCCUGCUAGCCGCAAUGCAAUCUCCACUCGCGCAUUCUCCUGACCAGUCCGCCAUGCAGCGCAGGUAGUCCGUGAAAAGCUGGCCUCCGCCUGCAGACUCUUGCCAGCCUGCUUCCUCGUCCUGCGCGCCCUUCCCGCACACCCCCCGACCGCGCGCCCCCCCAGCCUCGCCCUCGCCAGUGUACAACGCCGUGUCUCGGGCGCCGGCGCAGACACCAUGGCCAACCUGAACGAUGGGCUGCGCACCCAGUACCCGUACGGCGGCCUCAGCCCACGCCCCAUGUACGACUUCCCGUCGCCGACGUCCAACUACCCCUCUGGCAUCCCCGCGACCUCGCCGAGCUUCUUCCCCAUGGCCUACAGCAUCAGCCCGCGCUUUGGCGGUAGUGCCUUCAUCCCGCCCGCCGAUGUCUUUGGGGAUCCCCGCAACGGUUCCACCAGCGACAGUGGGCCCUACACCCCGCGCGCCUUCAAGAAUCGUGGCUCCGGCGCCCUCGGCAGCGACCCCGUCGCAAUGCACCUGCUGGUCGAGACGGCCAUGAUCGACAGCCAGAACUUCGACCUCCUCUCGGUCGAGGAGGUGGACGCGCUGAAGCAGGAACAAAAGGGCCUGGACGCGCGACUGAACACCGUCAGGAAGCGCCUGGAGUCGGAGACCAAGAUUCGAGACGCCGCGCGGUCACUGACGCGCCUCAACUCGCGCGAGGAGAAAGGCCACCGGAGAGGCCUUAGCAGCAGGAGCAGUCCCCCGACCAAGGACACGUCGUCCAGAGGGCUGGAAGAGCUCGAUGCGAGCAACAAGAAGGUGGACGAUCUCACCCGCGAGCUGCUGGAGGUUGAGUCGCGGAUGCGCCUCAUUGACAUGCAGCUGCUGAUGCAUACGGCCGCCGUGUUGCAGCUGACACACAAUGGGCCGAGAAAGCGGAAACAGAACGCCGACAUGGCCAAUGGCGGAGAUCGGCGACCAGACAGCCCUGCGAGCAUAUAUACGUAUGAGAACGAGAGGGCAUUCGGGGGAAGAGAAGACGGAUUCGACGAACGGAGCCUCUACCGGUCACCCGAGAACCUGGACAGCUUGAUGAACGCUCUACAGAACGGUACCCAUCACCACUCGCAUUCCGCAGACCUGCAAAACCGGUCGCUAAGCACCGUGAGCAAGCGUCUUGAAGAGCUCAAUGACCGGGUAAGAGAGCUCAUCAUAGAGGCAAACCCGGAACGGAGCGAGAGGUAUUCUCGCCCUCCGCAAUCUGGAACCACGCCAGACGCCUCAGCACUCGAGCGCCAGCUUGACUUCCUGGACCAAGGCCUUCGGGAUCUCAGCGCUGAGCAGACGGCACUGAAAAGCUCCACUGGUUCUGAUCAAGCGGCGGAGGAGCGGCUGCAAGGGAUCAACAUCCAAAUGUACGCCAUGCUCAACACUUCGGAUUCCAAUGUACCACCACCUGCUGCAGUUAGCGGUAACGGUCUCCAGCAGCAGCUAGAGUACCUAGAAGACUCUUUUUACAGCAUCGAACGGAUGCAGUAUGCUUUGAAUGACCAACUCGACGACUUGCGCGCGGAUGCGGCCACUAAGGAAGGUGUCGAACAGUACGAGUCUACAUUGACUAGGCUUUGGCAGAUGAUCCAGAAGGGCGAGGAGGAAGCACGUGAACGCAAACGCGAACGACGCAGACUACUUGCGGAAGAUCCGGACAACACGGAAGAGCUAUCUCCUGACGAGAGCGACACGGGUGCAGAGACGUUCUCCUUGAUAGCGUUCGAUUCAAAGAUACAAACAAUCUUCCGCCGCGCCAUGUCACUCAAGGACAAGCAGUCGAUAUUGGUUAGACAGAUCAAGCAACAGCGCGAACUUAACAGCAAGUCAGAUGCACAGAGGGAAGAGCAGGUUAACAGGCUGAACGAACAAGUGCUUAGUGCGCGCUCGGAGAAGAACACUAUGGAGGCAGAGCUCGAGCGAGCAAUAAGCCAACUCUCGUCUUUCGAUGAAGCGAAGGUCCAAAACGACAGUCGAGCGCUCCGUGAGGCGGAAGAUCGGAAUAAUGCGCUCGAGACCCAGAUUCGAGAGAUUCGAGAGCGAAGCACUGCGUUUCAAGAUCAAGUUCGCGAUGCGGAAGAGCGGAGCACAGCAUACGAAUCUCAGGUCCGAGAAAUUCAAGAGCGGAGCACGGCAUUCGAAGCUCAGGCUCGCGACGCAGAACAGCGCAGCACAGCAUACGAGGCUCAGCUCCGGGAUGCUCAGGAGCGCAGCAUGAGCUACGAAGCACAAAUCCGUGAAGCGCAAGAACGUACACUCGUUCUCGAAGAACAGCUCAGGCAAGCCCAGGAGCAUUCCCGCGCCGAAGCCGCGACGAUACAAGCUGAACUUGCUCAAUCCACUUCCAAGAUCGACGAAGCAUCCACCGCCCUUCUCGCGGCCACUGCGCAAAAGGAAGCAGCAGAGACCCGCGCCCAAGAAGCCGCCGCCGCGCUCUCCGCCAAGGAAAAAGAGUUGCGCGACCUCGAAGGCGAAGUCGUCCGCCUCACGACAGAACUCACGUUCGCCAAAGCCGAGCUCGACGGCGCGUACGGCACCCGCGCAGAACGCGCCGCUGAAUCUGGCAGCAGCGUCAAGAAAGAAAUUGACGACCUCGCUGCCAAAAACGCUGCUCUCCUCGCCGAGCUCACUGCCCUUCAAAAGCUCUCGGAAGCAGCGUCGCAGUCGGAACAGGAAGCCCGCGACAACGAGCGCAACGUCAAGGCCGAGCUUGCCGCCAUGGCGACCGAGUACGAGGACCUCACGCGCGAUGCAAUUCAGAACGAGAAGGAUCGCGAUACUCUCGAGGCCAUCAUCGACAAGCUCAGGGACGAGAAAGAGGCGCUUGAGCUCGAGCUGAGCGAUGAAAGGGUCAAGUGGCUGGGCAUCCGGAGCCCGAGCGUGGCGGCGGGCGCGACUAUGGCGCCAGAUCAGGGCGCAACGAGCAUCAGGAUGCUGAGGGAGGACUUCAGAAAGAUGAUGAGAGACCGCACGGCCGAGGCGCUGAGGGCUUUGAGAUCCGAGCAAGAAGAACGGCGCAAACUCGAGGCCACGGUCCGCCAGCUACGCAAAGAGUCUUCGCUGCCGAAAUCGAAUCUGUCGAAGUCACUCACCCCAGCUUCGGCCUCAGGAUAGACAGAAAGCAACCAGAACACGAUGAUAACGACAACGACUUUUGCAUUUUGCGCGGCGUCUUCAUGAUGCUUGUACCGGUACACACGUAUCGGUUGUACUAUAUAAUACCCCGCUGGUGGCAGCGUCCUGUAGUAAUGUUUGGCUCUGUGCAUGCAUGGACAGAAAUGUAGAUAGAUGUAGUGACUUAGCCGGUAUGGCGACGUUAAGAAGC
This is a messenger RNA of Paraphaeosphaeria sporulosa, 3365 nucleotides long. RefSeq lists its product as uncharacterized. The record is from RefSeq and is a predicted model, not a curated record. The transcript has 2 exons. Bases 224 to 3154 code for a protein of 976 amino acids. NCBI's taxonomy places the organism in Eukaryota, Fungi, Ascomycota, Dothideomycetes, Pleosporales, Didymosphaeriaceae.